AUGCAGUGGAAGAUGUGUAUCGACAGCAAUAAAGGGGAUACGGAUGCCCGCGCUUGGGAUGAUAAGGAGCUGCCGCAGCUGGAAGAAGAGCAGAUGACCGUAGUGGUAAGACCGAAGAAACAGAUGCUUGAUGGCGGUGGAAGUCUGAAUCCUAGUGGUGUCCGCGACCGUGGUGUAGUCGACACUCUUUUGGGUCCGCUUGUGCUGCCAUCGUAA
Trypanosoma grayi is the source of this 216-nucleotide messenger RNA. RefSeq lists its product as hypothetical. The record is from RefSeq and is a predicted model, not a curated record. The transcript has a single exon. Lineage: Eukaryota; Euglenozoa; Kinetoplastea; Trypanosomatida; Trypanosomatidae. Bases 1 to 216 code for a protein of 71 amino acids.